AUGUCCUUCAACAAGGAUACCGGCAUUCCGACUAGGUCAGUUUCUCUUGCGGGCAAGGGAAGCGUGGGGGUACCUAGAGGUAAAUUAGUAGAUUCAUGGCAGAAGAAAACAGCAACCACAUCUGAAGAGACAGCUCCAAAACCAGCACUCAAGCCCUGGCAACAGUCGUCCUCAAAGGCAGCGGGUCUCGGCUCCAUAGCCAGUAAGUUUGGAGGAGCUGGUAAUGGCGGACCGUCCAAGUUUGGACCGUCUAAGUUCGGAGGUAGUCAGUCAGGCUCCAAUACUCCUCCGGAACCUAGCACAACCUCUUUUAAAAGAACUUCUCCUACUGGCUCUAAAGGAGCUUCUCCAUUUGGUUCGAAAGCAGUAUCACCCAGCGCCUCGAAGGCAACAUCGCCCUUUGGCUCGAAAACAGCAUCUCCUAGCGCCUCGAAAACAGCAUCACCCGGUACCGCAAAGCGAUCCAUUCCCGUGAGGAACAGCCCAAGAUCAAGUCCGAAGUCUAGCCCUGUUACGAAGCGAAAGUCUCCUAAGACAAGUCCUAAAUUUGGCAGGAAGAGUCCACCUAAAAGUCCUGCAAAGAAGUCCCCAAAGAUUCCAAGAGCCGGUGGAUCCCGAUUUGGUGCACUGAAAGCCAAGGGCUUCAAAGGAGUGCUCAAAGAGCAUGGGUUGUUGAAACAGAGAAUCGAGAGAGUCAAAGAAUUCAUCAAAAAGCACAAUAAAAUUUCAGAAAUCCAAAAAGAGCUUCUUAUCAGUGCAAUCGAUAAUGAAAGUUACACCUGCAGAGAUCUUCAGCUGUGUAUUUUCGCUGGUUCUGAUCUUCAGGCUAAGUUUACCCUUCCUGGAAAGGAUCCCAAUAACCCCAAAGUUCUCCACAAGUCAACAAAACAGUUCAUUCAACUUGCUGUUUCAAAGCUUAAGUUCCCCCAACAUGUCAAAGACAAGCUCUCUCAAGCGAUCGUCGAUGACAAUUGCGAGAUUGGUCUCAGCAAAGUUACCAUUCUGAUUAAAUCUGGUACCACAACCCAGAACAUAACCUUGAAUCUCCCUGGUGUGCUUUAUCCACAGAUCAUUCAGCGAGAGACUAACAUUGCAACUUCUUCCCUCAUCGAAAUCGUGGACAAAUUCACUGUGGAACAGUCUAUGAACGCUGAUGAAAGGAACUCUGUGUUGUCCUCAAUUUACAACAACAACUAUUCGCUGGACGGUCGUAGACUGUCAGUGCUAGUGAAGGACGGUGAAAAACGUAAGUCAGUAGACUUUGAUAUCGAUCCUGCCAAGUUGACCGAAAAUGAAAGUGUCCCACCUGGCACUAGCCUACCAUAUUUCUACGUACCUGAGGAUGUAUCCGACGAUGAGAUCAAAGAGAUCAUGAUCAAGACCAUAUCCUCUUCAACAAUUGACACUGAAAGUAUGGAACUUGCCAUCAAAGCAAUAAAACAUGGCAGAUAUAGACGUGAGGGAAAUAAGAUCCUUAUCGAAGGGUUCAAACGUGAUAGUCUGACAUCGUCUGACGAGUGUGCCUCAUCCCCUGAACUAGCUAUCAAAAUCCGCAAGAAAAAGGAGGAGGAACCCAAACCUUUCAGUGCAGUUAUCGAGGCAACAACAGUUAUGGAACAACAAGGCUUGAACGAACUUGAGAGCUUCAAAUUCAACAUUGGCCCUCUUAGCAAUGAACUGAUACAGCUUAAGCAUAAGAUAAUCAAGGUCAUCACCAUGCUCAGCAUCGAAGAUAGGAUAAAGAUAGAACUCAUUAACAAGCUCAUCGAUGACAAUUUCAAGAUUGAUGGUAAUAUUAUAACUAUUAAAUCAACGACCUUAACGUUGUUCUUCAUGACUACUGAUUAUGAGAUUACGGAUGUGAAGAUUUCGUAUAACAAUAAAGUCCAAUUCUGCAAAUAUAUUCCUAUUCGCAUCGUUAUUCUGGGUACAGAUGCUAUCAAGCAGUCCAAGUUUAAUGAAGAAAAGAAAAAACUUCUGGUCGAGAAGUUCUACACUGGAGAUUACGUUGAAGAACGAGGAUCUGUUAAAAUUGCCAUCGCUUACAACAGAAUCCCUGUUCGUUUCUCCUUUGGCAUUCCAAAACCUGUUGCAACAAUUCCUGAUGUUCCUAAGGACGAACUCAAAGUUAAGGUCAUCAACGACUUGUCCACAAGUGAUCUUACCAAGGUUGAGCAAGAUCAAGUGUUGCAGUCGCUUCUGGAUGAGGACUAUACACUGGUGAAUACUGAUGUUGUCUUCAAAAUUGGUGUUCCGGUAAGAUCUUACAGAGUUCGUUUGAUAGUGGAUAACUCCUCCACCAGUACACCCAACACAGGGUCUCCUGCAGCUGUUAGAACUCCUGUAAUGAAGGUUAUCUCGAAACAGGAUGAUGUUGUGUUAGAGGAAAUAGGACCCUCUAACUUCGAUCAGCGACCUAUUGACGGUGCCGUGAGGGAAAAACUGAGGGCGGUCAUCAUGAUGAGUGAUUUCGACGAUGAGACUAAAACCAUUCUUUUAGCUCAGUUAGAACAGCUUUCCUACUUCACGGGUGAUACAGUGACGAUAGAUUCAACAAAAGCUGACGGCACACCCGUUAGGUUCACUAUCAACGCUAAAUUCACACACGAAGUGUUGUUUGUUGACUCUGGUGAAGGUGCACAUAAAAACAAGAAGCAAAAAGUGGUAGUAGCUGGCGUCGAAUCUGAAGAUGUUGCUAUGGUUGAUGUAGAGGAUUCGGAAAUCCCAGACAUUCAAGCUUUUUCUUCGAAGCCUGUUGAGCAAGCUCCAGAGAGUACAAAAGACGAUGAGCCGACUGGAGCAAAAGUUCCCGUUACAUCAGAAAUACGAGUGUACCUGAUCGACUCUGUGAAGAACAGCCAAUUUGAUCAAGAGAUAAAAGACUUGCUCAUCGGUGAGCUUACUGAACUUUCCUACAUAACUGGUGAUGCAGUCGAACUUAACGUUACCAAGAGUGAUGGGACACCAGUAAAGUUAACUCUAAAUUACUCCACAUCGUCGGAGACAUACCCUCAGACUGCCGAGAAAAUAGUGCCUAGCCCUGAGGACACUGUUUCUUCAAAGAAAGCUAAAUUACCCGAAGAUACGCCGUCAUCUGAGAAGGCUCCUGAGCAACCACUAACAUUGGAAGAAGAGAAUGUUGUUAUGACCGAAGAAAUGGUCCCGCUUGAAGAUGAGGACAUUCCAAUGCAAGAGCCUGAGAAGGUAUCAACAAGAGAGUCAGCACCUGAUAUCUCUAUCAAACCUGAAAAGAUAGCACCUAAACAAGAUGCUCCUCAAGAACCUGAUAGACCUAUAACACAUUUAGAUGACGUCAGUGUAAAAAGGCUAAAGGAAAGCUCGGAAGGAGUUCCUGCAGCGAUCCCUGUAACAGAUGAGAUCAGAGAUCAGCUGUUACGGUCUAUUGAUGCUAGUAAUCUUGAUGAUGAGACCAAAGAACUGCUGAAAAAAGAAAUACUGAAGCUGGAAGUUCUGGAUGGCGACACAAUAAAAUUGAAAACUGUAAAGAAGGAUGGCACUCCAAUAGAACUUACUAUUAAUGUUAAGAACAUUGUUGAAGCAGCACAACCACCAACCACAAAACCAGUCAAGAAGCCCGAAGAUGUUCGCAAAACUGCUGUUCCAUCCUUAGAUGAGGAAGAUGUCCCCAUGCCUGAAGAAAGCAAUGCUACUGAGGUUGAUGCCCCGAUUCCCGUGCAAGAACCAGAGAAAGUUGCUCAAGAUAAGUCUAGUCCUGACGCUCCUACAAAUGUUACCAGUCCCGAGGCUGAACCAACUGUGUCAAUUCCCAUGACAAACGAAAUCAGGGAUCAACUGACUCAAUCGAUUCGUGCACUUAAUGUAGACGAUGAAACUAAGGACCUUCUAGUAGAUGAGAUUAACAAGCUUGAAACCUUGGAUGGUGACACUAUCAAGUUGAAAACGACCAAAAAAGAUGGUACACCUGUAGAGCUUACAAUCAACGUCAAAAACAUAAUUGAGGCAGCAGCUCCCAAACAAAAACCAGAUAACAAGCAGGCAACUGCAGCAGCAGCUUCAUCAAAACCCACUGUUACGGAAGAAGAUGUUCCAAUGUCUGACGAGGAGGUUUCCCUGCAAGUUGAUGAAGACAUCCCAAUGCAGGAGGAACAGAAGGUAAAUGAAAGGGAGUCUCAGCCGGAUGCCCCCAAGGGAACAGCAAAAAUCUUACCUGCUACAGGAACUCCUAAGAAGGCUGAUCAGCCAGUCACUCAUUUGGAUGACGGAUCAGAACCUUCUGUGUCUGUGCCUAUGACUGACGACAUCAGGGAUCAACUGACUCAAUCGAUUCGUGCACUUAAUGUAGACGAUGAAACUAAGGACCUUCUAGUAGACGAGAUUAAUAAGCUUGAAUCUUUGGAUGGUGACACUAUCAAGUUGAAAACGACCAAAAAAGAUGGUACACCAGUAGAGCUUACAAUCAACGUCAAGAACAUAAUUGAGGCAGCAGCACCCCAACAAAAACCAGAUAAAAAGCAGGCAGCUCCAGCAGCAGCUUCUUCAAAACCCACUGUUACGGAAGAAGAUGUUCCAAUGUCUGACGAGGAGGUUUCCCCACAAGUCGACGAGGACAUCCCAAUGCAGGAGGAACAGAAGGUAAAAGAAAGGGAGUCUCAACCGGAUGCCCCCAAGGGAACAGCGAAAGUAUUACCUGCUACAGGAACUCCCAAGAAGGCUGACCAGCCAGUCGCUCAUUUGGAUGAUGUCAGUGUAACAAGAAAACUAGCCAGCCCUGCAUCAGAGCCUUCUGUGUCUGUUCCAAUGACUGACGACAUCAGAGAUCAGCUAAUUCAAUCUAUUGAAGGUAGCAAUCUGGAUGAUGAGACUAAAGAUCUGCUCAAAGACGAGAUUAACAAGCUUGAUGCUUUAGAUGGUGACACCAUUAAGUUGAAAACGACUAAAAAAGAUGGUACUCCAGUAGAGCUUACAAUCAACGUCAAAAACAUCAUCGAGGCAGCAGCUCCCCAACAAAAAACAGAUAAAAAGCAGGCAGCUCCAGCAGCAGCUUCAUCAAAACCCACUGUGACGGAAGAAGAUGUCCCAAUGUCUGAUGAGGAGGUUUCUCCACAAGUUGACGAAGACAUCCCAAUGCAGGAGGAACAGAAGGUAAAAGAAAGGGAGUCUCAACCGGAUGCCCCCAAGGGAACAGAGAAAAUCUUACCUGCUACAGGAACUCCUAAGAAGGCUGAUCAGCCAGUCACUCAUUUGGAUGACGGAUCAGAACCUUCUGUGUCUGUGCCUAUGACUGACGACAUCAGGGAUCAACUGACUCAAUCGAUUCGUGCACUUAAUGUAGACGAUGAAACUAAGGACCUUCUAGUAGACGAGAUUAAUAAGCUUGAAUCUUUGGAUGGCGACACUAUCAAGUUGAAAACGACUAAAAAAGAUGGUACACCAGUAGAGCUUACAAUCAACGUCAAAAACAUAAUUGAGGCAGCAGUUCCCCAACAAAAACCAGUUAAAAAGCAGGCAGCUCCAGCAGCAGCUUCUUCAAAACCCAAUGUUACGGAAGAAGAUGUUCCAAUGUCUGAUGAGGAGGUUUCCCCACAAGUCGACGAGGACAUCCCAACGCAGGAGGAACAGAAGGUAAAAGAAAGGGAGUCUCAACCGGAUGCCCCCAAGGGAACAGAGAAAAUCGUACCUGCUACAGGAACUCCUAAGAAGGCUGACCAGCCAGUCGCUCAUUUGGAUGAUGUCAGUGUAACAAGAAAUCUAGCCAGCCCUGCAUCAGAGCCUUCUGUGUCUGUUCCAAUGACUGACGACAUCAGAGAUCAGCUAAUUCAAUCUAUUGAAGGUAGCAAUCUGGAUGAUGAGACUAAAGAUCUGCUUAAAGACGAGAUUAACAAGCUUCAUGCUUUAGAUGGUGACACCAUUAAGUUGAAAACGACUAAAAAAGAUGGUACUCCAGUAGAGCUUACAAUCAACGUCAAAAACAUCAUCGAGGCAGCAGCUCCCCAACAAAAACCAGUUAAAAAGCAGGCAGCUCCAGCAGCAGCUUCUUCAAAACCCAAUGUUACGGAAGAAGAUGUUCCAAUAUCUGAUGAGGAGGUUUCCCCACAAGUCGACGAGGACAUCCCAACGCAGGAGGAACAGAAGGUAAAAGAAAGGGAGUCUCAACCGGAUGCCCCCAAGGGAACAGAGAAAAUCUUACCUGCUACAGGAACUCCUAAGAAGGCUGAUCAGCCAGUCACUCAUUUGGAUGACGGAUCAGAACCUUCUGUGUCUGUGCCUAUGACUGACGACAUCAGGGAUCAACUGACUCAAUCGAUUCGUGCACUUAAUGUAGACGAUGAAACUAUCAAGUUGAAAACGACCAAAAAAGAUGGUACACCAGUAGAGCUUACAAUCAACGUCAAGAAAAUAAUUGAAGCAGCAGCUCCCCAGCAAAAACCAGUUAAAAAGCAGGCAUCUCCAGCAGCAGCUUCUUCAAAACCCAAUGUUACGGAGGAAGAUGUUCCAAUGUCUGACGAGGAGGUUUCCCCACAAGUCGACGAGGACAUCCCAACGCAGGAGGAACAGAAGGUAAAAGAAAGGGAGUCUCAACCGGAUGCCCCCAAGGGAACAGAGAAAAUCUUACCUGCUACAGGAACUCCUAAGAAGGCUGACCAGCCAGUCGCUCAUUUGGAUGAUGUCAGUGUAACAAGAAAUCUAGCCAGCCCUGCAUCAGAGCCUUCUGUGUCUGUUCCAAUGACUGACGACAUCAGAGAUCAGCUAAUUCAAUCUAUUGAAGGUAGCAAUCUGGAUGAUGAGACUAAAGAUCUGCUUAAAGACGAGAUUAACAAGCUUCAUGCUUUAGAUGGUGACACCAUUAAGUUGAAAACGACUAAAAAAGAUGGUACUCCAGUAGAGCUUACAAUCAACGUCAAAAACAUCAUCGAGGCAGCAGCUCCCCAACAAAAACCAGUUAAAAAGCAGGCAGCUCCAGCAGCAGCUUCUUCAAAACCCAAUGUUACGGAAGAAGAUGUUCCAAUAUCUGAUGAGGAGGUUUCCCCACAAGUCGACGAGGACAUCCCAACGCAGGAGGAACAGAAGGUAAAAGAAAGGGAGUCUCAACCGGAUGCCCCCAAGGGAACAGAGAAAAUCUUACCUGCUACAGGAACUCCUAAGAAGGCUGAUCAGCCAGUCACUCAUUUGGAUGACGGAUCAGAACCUUCUGUGUCUGUGCCUAUGACUGACGACAUCAGGGAUCAACUGACUCAAUCGAUUCGUGCACUUAAUGUAGACGAUGAAACUAAGGACCUUCUAGUAGAUGAGAUUAAUAAGCUUGAAUCUUUGGAUGGCGACACUAUCAAGUUGAAAACGACCAAAAAAGAUGGUACACCAGUAGAACUUACAAUCAACGUCAAAAACAUAAUUGAGGCAGCAGCUCCCCAACAAAAACCAUUUGAAAAGCAAGCAGCUCCAGCAGCAGCUUCAUCAAAACCCACUGUUACGGAAGAGGAUGUCCCAAUGUCUGAUGAGGAGGUUUCUCCACAAGUUGACGAAGACAUCCCAAUGCAGGAGGAACAGAAAGUCAAAGAAAGGGAGUCUCAGCCGGAUGCCCCCAAGGGAACAGAAAAAAUCUUGCCUGCUACAGGAACUCCUAAGAAGGCUGAUCAGCCAGUCACUCAUUUGGAUGACGGAUCAGAACCUUCUGUGUAUGUGCCUAUGACUGACGACAUCAGGGAUCAACUGACUCAAUCGAUUCGUGCACUUAAUGUAGACGAUGAAACCAAGGACCUUCUAGUAGACGAGAUUAAUAAGCUUGAAUCUUUGGAUGGCGACACUAUCAAGUUGAAAACGACCAAAAAAGAUGGUACACCUGUAGAGCUUACAAUCAACGUCAAAAACAUAAUUGAGGCAGCAGCUCCCCAACAAAAACCAGAUAAAAAGCAGGCAGCUCCAGCAGCAGCUUCAUCAAAACCCACUGUCACGGAAGACGAUGUCCCAAUGUCUGAUGAGGAAGUUUCCCCACAAGUCGACGAGGACAUUCCAAUGCAGGAAGAAAAGAAGGUUAAAGAAAGGGAGUCUCAACCAGAUGCCCCCAAGGGUACGCAGAAAAUUUUACCCGCUACAGGAACUCCGAAGAAGGCUGAUCAGCCAGUCGCUCACUCAGCAAAACCUACUGUCACUGAAGAAGAUGUCCCAAUGUCUGAUGAGGAAGUUUCCCCGCAAGUCGACAAGGACAUUCCAAUGCAGGAAGAAAAGAAGGUUAAAGAAAGGGAGUCUCAACCAGAUGCCCCCAAGGGAACGGAGAAAAUCUUACCCGCUACAGGAACUCCCAAGAAGGCUGAUCAGCCAGUCGCUCAUUUGGAUGAUGUCAGUGUAACAAGAAAAUUAGCCAGCCCUGGAUCAGAACCAUCCGUGUCUGUUCCAAUGACUGACGAUAUCAGAGAUCAGCUAAUUCAAUCUAUUGAAGGUAGCAAUCUGGACGAUGAAACUAAAGAUCUGCUGAAGGACGAGAUUAACAAGCUUGAUGCUUUAGAUGGUGACACCAUUAAGUUGAAAACGACUAAAAAAGAUGGUACUCCAGUAGAGCUGACAAUCAACGUCAAGAACAUAGUUGAAGCAGCAACUCCAGUCCAUCAGAAACCAGUCGAGGACAAACCAACUUCAGAACCUUCUGAAACACCGUCUAAACCAUUACGAGCAGUGGAGAAGACAACAAAAUCGCCACAAGUUGUGGAGGAGGAUGUUUUAAUGUCUGAAGACGAAAUCAGUCCCCAAAUCGACGAAGAUAAUAUACCAUUGCAAGAAGAAAAGAAGGUCAAGGAAAGGGAAUCGCAACCAGAUGUCCCCGAGGGAACAAAGGAAAGUCCCAAGAAGGCUGAUAAGCCAGUCGCUCAUUUGGAUGAUGUUAGUGUAACAAGGAAACUAGCCAGCCCUGGAUCAGAGCCUUCUGUGUAUGUGCCUAUGACUGAUGACAUCAGAGAUCAACUCAACCAGUCAAUCGAUGGUAGCAAUCUUGACGAUGAAACUAAAGAUCUGCUUAAAGACGAGAUAAAUAAGCUGGACAAUUUAGAUGGUGAUACCAUCAAGUUGAAAACGACUAAAAAAGAUGGUACACCAGUUGAGCUUACAAUCAACGUCAAGAACAUAGUUGAAGCGUCGAAGCCACUCCAGCAGAAGCCAGCUGUUGAGGAGCCAACCUCUAUAACUCCUGAACGACCGUCUAAACCAUCACGAGCAGCAGAUAAGGUGACCAAAUCACCGGAAGUUGUUGAAGAGGAUGUCCCAAUGUCUGAUGAGGAGGUUUCCCUACAAGUUGACGAGGACAUCCCAAUGCAGGACGAACAGAAGGUAAAAGAAAGGGAGUCUCAACCGGAUGCCCCCAAGGGAACAGAGAAAAUCUUACCUGCUACAGGAACUCCUAAGAAGGCAGAUCAGCCUGUUGCUCAUUUGGAUGAUGUCAGUGUCACAAGAAAACUAGCAAGCCCUGGAUCAGAACCAUCUGUGUCUGUGCCUAUGACUGACGACAUCAGAGAUCAGCUAAUUCAAUCUAUUGAAGGUAGCAAUCUGGAUGAUGAGACUAAAGAUCUGCUCAAAGACGAGAUUAACAAGCUUGAUGCUUUAGAUGGUGACACCAUUAAGUUGAAUACGACUAAAAAAGAUGGUACUCCAGUUGAGCUUACAAUUAACGUCAAAAAUAUAGUUGAAGCAUCGAAGCCACUCCAGCAAAAACCAACUGUCGACAAGCCAACCUCUGUAGCUCCUGAACGACCGUCCAAGCCAUCACGUGCAGCAGAUAAGGUGACCAAAUCACCAGAAGUUGUUGAGGAGGAUGUCCCAAUGUCUGAUGAGGAGGUUUCCCCGCUAGUUGACGAGGGCAUUCCAAUGCAGGAGGAGCAGAAGGUAAAAGAAAGUGAGUCUCAGCCGGAUGCCCCCAAGGGAACAGAGAAAACUUUACCUGCUACAGAAGCUCCCAAGGAGGCUGAUCAGCCAGUCGCUCAUUCAGCAAAACCUACUGUCACGGAAGAAGAUGUUCCAAUGUCUGAUGAGGAGGUUUCCCCGCAAGUUGACGAGGACAUUCCAAUGCAGGAAGAAAAGAAGGUAAAGGAAAAGGAGUCCCAGCCGGAUGUCCCCAAGGGAACAGAGAAAAUCUUACCUGCUACAGGAACUCCUAAAAAGGCUGAUCAGCCAGUAGCUCAUUUGGAUGAUGUCAGUGUAACAAGAACACUAGCAAGUCCUGGAUCAAAGCCUGUUUCUAUUCUUAUGACUGAUGAUAUUAGAGAUCAGCUUACUCAGUCUAUCGAUGCUAGCAACCUUGAUGAUGAGACAAAAGAUCUUCUAAAAGAUGAAAUAAACAAACUUGAAGCUUUGGAUGGCGACACCAUAAAGUUGAAGACCGCCAAACAGGAUGGCACUCCGAUAGAGCUCACUAUAAACGUCAAAAACAUAAUCGAGGCAUGUCAGCCUGAUCCUUCAACACCGUCAAGAGCAGUUGAGAAACCUGCCGAAAGUUCACUAGCUGAGCCUGUCAAGGUACCAUCAUUAGAGGAAAGUGAUAAACCAAUGUGUGAUGAGGAGAUUGCUCCUGAAGUUGAUGAGGAUAUUCCAGAGCAAGUGUCACAAGAGGUGACUGGACGAGAGUCUGCACCUGAUGUGCCAAAGGAAUCUUCUAAGCCAGUCACAGAGUCCGAACCAAGUGUUCGCAAACAACCAGAAGACGUCGUGCUUAGCAAAGAUGCUCCCGAAGACAUCGCUCAGUCUCCAACUCAUUUAGAUGAUGUAAGUGUGACAAGAAAAAUAGCUAGUCCUGAAUCGAAACCUGAACCCAUUCCCAUGACAGAUGACAUGAGAGACCAACUGAUUCAAUCAAUCCGGGCAAGCAAUCUUGAUGAUGAGACAAAGGAUCUUCUAGAAGAUGAGGUUAAUAAACUUGACACUUUGGAUAGUGAAACUAUCAAGCUUUCAACAGCUAAAAAAGAUGGCACCCCUAUAGAACUAACUAUCAACGUGAAACACAUUAUUGAAGCAUCGCAGCCUGCAUCAAAGGAGGCAGUAGAGCCAAUGGACACUGCCCCUGUUAUUAGCGAAUCUUCUGACCCUGUGACGAAAGUGGUAGCAGAUCCUAAAUCACCUAAAUUGGAGGAAGAGGAUGUUCCUAUGCCUGUUGAGGAGAUAGCUCCCCAAGCUGACGAAGAUAUUCCAAUGCAAGAACCUCAAAAGGUUUCAGGAAGACAAUCGGAACCUGUCCUCGCAAAAGAACCAGAGGACAAACCCGAAGUUGAUCUGCCAAAGGAGUCCCCAGUUAGUGCUCCAGUUUCUACACCUCAGAAAGAAGACAAAACUGAGCCUGAACCUAUACCAGAUGAUGAACCAGCGAGAGAAAUAACGACGUCUGAUGAGGAAGGAGAAAGUCGCGUUUUACCUGCUAUUUCUGCGCCAAAGCCUAUACCCACAGUUGUUGUUGAACCCUGUACUCCUGUUGGAAGCCAACCUAAAAUACCCGGUGUUACAGUUAGUGAAGAAGAGUCGCCAGAAGUCACUCAGCUUGAGGAUGUGACUAUCACUGAAGUACAAGCAGCUCCUUCUGAAGAAAACGAACCCCUCCCAAUCACUGAUGAUUUGAAAGAACAGCUCAUCAAAUCAGUACAAGCUAGUCCUCUUGAUGAGGAAACUGUUUGUCUAUUAGAAGAUGAAAUAAAGAAGUUGGAAAAUCUAGAAGGUGACACUAUGACACUCAGUGCCACAAAGGAGGAUGGUACACCUGUAGAACUUACCAUCAACAUCAAUCAAAUGAUCAAAUCCGCUGAUGAAGGGUCUUCUGAUGAGGAAGACGGUGGUUCCUCAUCUUCAUCAUCAUCAUCAUCAGACUCUUCUGUAGAGUCCGAUAAAGAGGAUGAUGUUCAGCAUCUGGGUGAUGUCUGUUUGGUGGUCGCACCUAUUAAUCAAUCCAGUAGACGAAUUUCAACUCCAAUGACUGAUGAGUUACGGUCCCAGCUUGUUGAGGCCCUGAAAUGUGGUGACUUAGAUAGUGAAACUGUGGAAAUCUUCACAAAGGAAAUCGAAAAUCUUAAGGAAAUUGAGGGAGAUCAGGUUAAGCUUAAAUCAAAGAAACCUGAUGGCAGUCCAGUUGAGUUAACUAUCAAUGUUGCAAAUAUUCUUCGCAACAAUUCUUCGCCUGACCAAGUUCCCGUUGAGCCUCUGAAGCCAGUUUUGGUUUAUCCUAUCAAGAUCAGCCAAGAAAUAACUGUUGAAGGUGCCCCUGAAACUGCCACAUAUGUCACUGAUGAAACCAAGGAUAAGAUAAAAGAUUCCUUACCAUCGUGUGAAAUCGACGAUGAAGCAAUCAAGCUACUUAGUGAUGGUAUUGAUAAAUUGACACAACUUAAAGAUGAUGUUGUAACGAUAAAUGCUGUCAAGAAGGACGGUACUCCAGUAGAGUUGAUUUUGAAUGUCAAACACGUGCCAAAGGAGGUGAUCCCAGCCUCAAGUGAUGAGGCUGCUGCUCUACCUGAUCUUUCUAAAAAUGACGUCUCCCCCAAGAAGGUGAAAGUUAAGCCAAUGAAAUCCAUUGAAGUGGAACCAAUAAAACUCCACGAAGCUGUUAAAGUUAUGUCUAGCUCAGACAUUCAGAAGCCUGUCACUCCGCUUACUGAUGAUAUAAAAGCUCAGAUAGUUGCUUCUUUGAAAGAAGGAAACGUAGAUGAUGAGGUGAUUGCUAUGAUGGUCGAUGAACUGAACAAGCAUAAAGACCUUGAAGGAGACUCAGUAACGUUGAAAGCCAAAAAGAAAGAUGGUACACCUGUUGAGCUUACUAUAAACAUCAAACAUGUCAUGAAAAACUUGUUUCCUGCGAUUCCUUCUGAUGGAAGUGAUGGUGUUGGCGACAGUGGAGAUGAUCAGGAUGUAUCGGACGUAGAGUCAGUUCCAGAACAGAUUGUUGUCGAACCUGCCAAACCAACCGAGGUUGCUCCACUGAAGGUACAACCAUUGUCUAGUGAAGAUGUCGAAGAUAUAACCCCGACUAAUGAUGAUGCUACUCCAACUAACGAUUCUCCUGUCAUAAAAGAAGAACCAGAUGUUGCCGAAUGCGAGUCUGCACCAGCUACUGCUGUUCCUAUGACAGAUGAUAUCAAGAAGCAAAUCCUGGACGCCUUGAAAGGUGCUAAUCUCGACGAUGAAACAUUGGAACUUCUCAGUGACGAGAUUGACAAGGUGCCUGAAUUAGAUGGAGAGAAGAUGCAUCUGACUGCAAAGAAGAAGGAUGGUACUCCAAUUGAUCUGACUAUCAACAUCAGCCAUAUCACCAAGAUUGUUUCUCCUGCUAGUAGUGAUGAUGGUUUUGAAAUGGUUGAAAUGCCAGUAGAAGAACCUGAGGUUUUAGAGGCACCUGUUAUUUCUUCCGAGGAAAAAUCUGUGACGGAGUCAUCCCCAGAAGUUCAGCCUAUAGAGGUAAAACUUUCUCUCCAAAUGGAGGGCUCGCCUGACAAAGAUUCCGAUAAACCCAGUAUACCAAUCUCCGAGGAGGUUCGUUCUAAGAUUGUGGAUUCAUUGAAGAAAACAGGUCUAGAUGACGAAGCAACCGAACUAUUAGUGAAAGAAGUUGCUAAAUUGGACACUUUAGAGGGAGACCAGGUCAUAGUCAAUACUCAAAAGGAAGAUGGUACUCCAGUUCAUUUAACAAUAAAUGUGUCUCAUUUAACUCGUCACAUCGUUCCUAUUCCUGCUGGAGAUGAUGAUGGUUAUGAGUUGGUUGAAGCAGCAGAUAAACCUGUCGAUCAAUCUGCCCCAACAAUUACUGUCGAAGAAAUAGCACUGACAGAAGAGGUUCCUCCCGAAGAGAGUGGUAUUGAGGAUAUCAACGUUGAGAUGGAUGAGGCACCUGAAGUUGAAGAAAUGCCUGAAGAGCCAGUUGAAAAGAAGAUGAUUCCAGUCACCGUAGACAUCAAAGCUCAGAUCAUGGAUUCAUUGAAAGGAGCAGAUCUUGAUGAUGAGACACUCGCUCUGCUAGAGAAAGAGGUCGACAAAUUGGACAAUCUUGAAGGUGAUCAGAUUAAGCUUGAUGCUAAGAAAAAAGAUGGCACACCGAUAUCUUUGGCAAUAAACAUCUCUCAUAUCACCAGACAUAUUGCUCCAACACCUGUCUCAGAUGAAGAGGGAUAUGAACUAGUUGAGGCUGCUGAGGUUCCUAAAAAAGCACCUAGUAUUGAAGAAUUACCUCUUAUGGAAGAAAUUCCUACUGAUGAAAGUGGCAUUGAGGAUAUCAGCGUUGAAAGGGAUGAGCUUCCUGAAGUUGAAAAACUACCUGAAGAGCCAGUUCAACACAAGAAAGUUCCAGUUACUGAAGACAUCAAAUCUCAGAUUUUAGAUUCAUUGAAAGGAGCUGAUCUUGAUGAAGAAACACUCGAUCUUUUGGAGAAAGAGGUCGACAAAUUAGAUAAUUUGGAAGGUGACCAAAUAAAACUGGAUACGAAAAAGAAGGACGGGACUCCGAUAUCUUUGACGAUCAACGUGUCCCAUAUCACCCGGCAUAUUGCUCCAACACCAGUUGAAGAGGAUGAAAGCUACGAGUUGGUAGCCUCAGAUGAUGUCACUCCUGUUGAAAAGGAAGAGCCCGCCAAAACGGAACAAGAGCCAGUUGCGACUCCAAUAACUGAUGCUAUAAAGGCACAGAUCAUUCUUUCUUUACAAUCUGGUGAUUUCGAUGAUGAAACCAUGAAAAUUCUCGAGGAAGAACUCGAAAAGAUUGACUCUGUUGAUGAUGGUAAGAUGGAAAUCGCUGCUACAAAGAAAGAUGGUACACCGAUUAACUUGACGGUUAACAUCAACAACAUUGUCAAGAAUAUUGUCCCUGUUCCUAUGGAUGAGGAAGAGGGUUACGAGCUCAUUGAAAGUGCGCCAGUUCCAGUCCAAUGUGAUCUCAAAGUCGCCCUAGAAAGCCCGACUGAUAUCACGGAUAUCCCUGUUACCGACGAUAUAAAGUCACAGAUUGCUGAUACUUUGAAAUCGUCAGGUCAUGAUGAAGAGACGAUUGAUCUCUUACGAGAACAACUCGGCAAGUUGUUGAACUUAAAUGGUGAUACUGUUGAGCUGUCGACGUACAAAAAGGAUGGAACUCCAAUUGAUUUUACGAUCAAUAUUCAUCGUAUCACAAAAAUAACUGUGCCAGUUUCCCUAAAAGAAGAGCCCCAAGAGGAGAGUCCUGACUCCAAAAAAGUUAUCCCAAUAACACUUGAAAUCAAGGCUCAGAUCGUAGACUCGUUAAAAUCUGCUGAUCUUGACGAGGAGACACUUGAUCUGCUUGAAAAGGAAGUAGAGAAGCUCGACAAUCUGGAGGGUCAUAGCAUCGACUUAAACAUCGCUAAGAAAGACGGAACUCCGAUCAGCCUUACUAUCAACUUGGAGAACAUUACCAAAAACAUUGCUCCAACAACCCUUGAAAGUGAGGAUGCUCCUGAGCUCCUGGAGUCUGUAGAUAUGGAUCCGUGUGAAGAUAUAACUGUUGAGCAAGAUAUCAAAGAGAAGGUUCAUCGUGCCCCUCUUGCACUUGAUAUCCCUGUUUCACUUGCUUGUAUCGGUAAAGACAUUAAAGCUGUUCCAAUUGGUAUGGAUGAUUACGGAUAUGCCUUGGAAUAUCCCAAAGCUAAGAAAGAGGAACCCCUGGAGCCGCUUGGACAAUUCUUGGCAGUCCAUACUGAGAUAACUGACAAGAUUAAAGAAGCAAUCAUUGCAUUGGAUAUUCCCAAACCUGCAAAAGAAGAUCUGAUCAAGGAGCUUGAUAACGGAAAUAUGAUGGCUUGUGGUGCAAAUGGUCUUAUAAAGACUACACUCGAAAUUAUUGAGCCUGUCGCUACGCUCGUCAACUUGACUCUUCCUGAUACUCCUGUGAACCCAGGUGAUAUUGUCGUAGACUUUUCUCAGCCCAAAGAAGAUACAGCUGAAAUACCUUUGAAAGAAGAGGUUGCUCCUGAAGAGGGUGGUAUUGAGGAUAUUCACGUUGAAUCAGAGAAGGUACCCGAAGUUUUAGAAGAGCCUGGUGAGAAGAAGAUGGUUCCAGUUACCGAAGAUAUAAAAGCCCAGAUCAUGGAUUCACUGAAAGGAGCAAAUCUUGAUGGUGAAACCCUUGAUCUACUGGAGAAAGAAGUCGACAAAUUGGACAAUCUUGAAGGUGACCAGGUCAAACUUAUUACUGAGAAAGAAGACGGCACACCGAUAGCUUUGACAAUAAACGUAUCGCAUAUUACCAAACAUAUUGCUUCAAUACCUGUGUCAGAUGAAGAGGAAUAUGAACUAGUAGAGCCUGCAGAAGAACCGAAAAAAGAAACCGGCGUCGAAGAUUUACCCCUGGUGGAGGUGGUUGUUGAUGUCUUAGAUUACUGCAACAUCGACGAAGAUUUACAAAGGGAUAACAUCCAAAAGAGGACAUUCACCAGAUGGGCCAACGUUCAACUGAAACCGAGCCAGGUGGAGGUUGAGGAUUUGUACGAUGAUCUGAAGGAUGGUUUGAAACUUAUUGCCUUGCUAGAAAAUCUUUCUAAGAAGCCUAUUAAAAAGACCCAGAGAGUAAAAAUGAACAUUCACAAACUACAGAACUUAGAAUACGCUCUAAGACAUCUCGAAAAAGAAGGGGUGAAACUUGUUAACAUCAGCAAUGAAGAUAUCCUGAGUGGAAAUCACAAGCUGACCCUAGGUCUCAUAUGGACCAUAAUUUGCAGAUAUCAAUUCGAGAACCUUUCUAUGGGAAACGUGACAGGUGGCAAGUUGAAGAGCCUGCUCCUGGCUAAGUGUAACCAAUCUAUCAUGAUCGGAACCAGCUCAUCCAGAAUAAUGCACGCAAAGAAGGCGGCUACAGUGUGGCGGAUGAAGGGCAAGAGGAACGGUAACCACAAACCUAACCUGGGCAGUAUAAGUGAAGCUGCUGAUGAUGAUGAUGAUCAGAGUGGGUACAUUGAUCCGGACGAGCUGGCUAACGGGUAUCCUCCCGCGAAAGCACACAACUUCACCUCAUCAUUCCAAGAUGGAAUGGCUUUCUGCGCGAUGAUUGCUGCCCACGCUCCUGACGCUAUCGACAUUGAGGCGUGCAAAGAGAUGGAACCAAUCGCUCGACACGAGCUUGCAUUUACAGUAGCAGAGGAGAGAUUUGAGGUGCACCAGCUGCUGGAACCCUACGAUACAGUCCAUAGCCCUGACGAGAAGAGUAUCAUGACGUACAUUGCUGCUCUAACUGCUAAACUACCUGAUCUGGGAGUCCAUGUAGAUGUUGCGACAAUAGACGACUAUGCGACCCACGCUCGGGCAGUUAAACAGUUCCUGGGAGACAAGAAGAACAGUUGGGACACCGACCCAUUACCCGUCACUGUCGAUUCACCUACAGAGACGAUACAAGCUGAGAUUGACGCCCUGAGAGCGUUCGGAGCCAACCAGAUGCCUGAUAAGCAUAAGGAGAUUGACUUGCUGGCUAAAGCUUACAAAGAACUUGAAGCAAAAACUGAUUCGGACCAACUGAAGAUCAUCACGGACGAAGCGCUCACUCCCAAAGAUUUGUCAGAGAGCUUCAACAUUGCGCUGAACGCCAAGAAAGGACGAGAACAGAGACUCCUAAAUCUCCUUAAAAAGAAAGAGAACGAGGGUUCAGACCUAGAGAAGAUAAGUGUUGACUGUGGUUCAGUCAAGGAGAAGCUCCGCCAGCUGGCUGGAGAAGUGAGCCGAGGCAAGGAGACUUGGCCGGAUGCCAGCCAGCCCGAGAUUAAGCGGGACUGUGACCGUAUUGACGGUUUCAUCGACGUGAUCACAGCAGAUUUAGAUAACAUCACGAAGAAGUAUAACGAGGUGGCACAGUAUGCUACAGAUACGGAUACUAUCACUCCCAUUGCAGUUCUGAUAGAUGAGCAGAACACUGAGUUUGAGCAGAUUGUUGAGGACUACCGAGCCUUCAUAUCUCAACAUAUGAAGGAUUCAGAGGACUCUCUGCUGAACAAGAUCAAGGAUCUGAGCGAGAAGCUGGAUGCUAAGAGGACAGGUCUGAGUAACAUUCAGUGGACUAACGACCUCGCUGUUCUCAAGUCUUGUCUGGAGGACGUUGAGAAGAUUCAGAAUGACAUCAAUACUCUCGAGGCGGAUAAAAACGAGCUGAAAGCAAAGCACGAGAGUCUGGUACCCUCAGACCCUCUGUACGGCAAGUUUGACGCUGUGCUGGCUCGCUGUAUCGAGAAGUUUGACGAUACUCAGAAGCAGGCUGUCAGGUCCCACCACGAUCUCAGCAUUCUCAGGAAAUUCCUUGAAGGAGUAUUCCAAGAGCUGCCCUGGAUCAAGAAACAGGAACAGAACGAGAUCAAGAGAAGGUGGCACAUUGUAGUGGACCCCUCUGCUAUGCCACCCUGCUCUCAAGUAGAGUACCAGGCUGAGCUAGCGAAGCUGACGCAGCACGAGAGCAGCAUAACCCAGCUGAUAAAGGUAGCAAAGAACCUGAUCAAGGAGUCUCCUGAGCUGGACGUCCUGGUUCAAGAGCCCAUGUUCAGACUGGAAGUAGAGUGGAAGAGACUCUACAACCUGAUGCAGUGCUGUAACACCCAGCUGAAGAUCUACGAGGAGAACCUGCCCUUCUACAGAAUACUCAACUCUAUUACUAAGAACACUAAUGAUAUCAACGAGGCUUUGCUCCAUCCUAACAAGGAGGACCCGACCAAGUACAAGCAGCUGUUAGAGCAACAUAACAAGAAUAUUGAGAUUGGACUGAACCAGCUGGAGAAGUUGGAUAAGUACCCCUCUACUGGAUACUUCAUUGAUAGGUCCAUCCUUCCAUCUGAUGUUAACGGACUUGGAGAUGUCUACCUCAGAGGAGAGAAGAUCCUGCGCCCAGGUGACACAACCCAGAUCACCCGUGUUGGUGAUAACCUGGUAUGUGAGGUGAAACUAGACUCCGGCAAGAAGGAACUUCUUCCCAUUGUUUACUUCACCAGACCUUACGAACCCCCAAUACUCAAGAAGUUCAUCAUCCACCACAAGCAAAGAGUGGAGGAGAUCAAUGUGAAGGUGGAAGCACUGACCAAGGAUCUCAUCUCUCAGAAGAUAUUCGAGGAUAUGGAGGAUGUUCUCAUGUGGGAGGACCUUCCUGAUGAGUUGAGCGAAGACGAAAUUGGAGUGAUCAAAGCUGAGUGUGAAGCUGCUGUCAAAGCUUGCCAGGAGAGAGGAGAUCAGGAGACUGCUGAUGCUCUGACUCUCAAACUUAACCUCGUCAUCAGACACACUGCUGAUCUCGCAGAAAAAGCUAAACUUUCCAAGGAUAUUGGAGAUGAAGUUGAUGGAGUAGAGGAGGAUAUCAAGGUUGAGAUGGACUGGGCACAUACCACCGAGAAGACAAUAGAUGAUCUUCUGGUGAAGGUGCCAGCCAAGGACCCUCAGGAGAUCGAGAUGAAUGUCAGGAUCUAUGAUAUUCAACCUUAUCAGGAGAUAGCUUCCGAGUUCCCGGGUCACGAGAUGAAACAGAAGGAGAUAGUUGUCUCAUGGCAGAACAUCAAGGACAAGAACCUCAAGUUGGACAAGGACCUAGAUCCCGAGAUAUCUGAUAUGCAAGAUAUCAUGAGGAAUAUCAAGAAAAAGAAGAACGAUCUCUACGAUAAGACCACCAUCGAGUUUGUUGACCAUGAAAUGAAGCCUCUUGAGGUUUGGGUUGACGUAGCACGAAAGAGGGUUGAUCAGAUCGAUGUUGACGGAGACCUACCCAAACUCCAGAAAAUUAUUGCAGAAGUAAACGUGUUCCUCGAGGACAUGAAGGAGAAGGAGAAGGACAUGGACCGUCUCAACAGCAAAUGGGAGGAGGGAGUUAGCCUGGGUCUCGAGAACCCUGACAUUGAGAGAAGGAUUGCCAAACUGAACUGUGACUGGGAUGAGCUUUGUGACCUGACUGAGAACAAAAGCAACACUGCCAAUACCGCCCUGCAGAACAUGGAGGAUUACGAUACCGAUUGGAUUGAUCAGAAGGCUGCUCUGGAGUCUGUGGACAUAUGGAUAGCUGAAAAGCAGGACGUGUUGAAAGAGUUCGCUGAGAUCCCAAUGGAUCGUGAUAAGCUUGACAGAAUGUUGGGUGAACACGAGAUGACUAUCCGGGAUAUUGAGGAUAGGAAACCUAACAUUGAGGCUAUCCUGGAGAAGGGAGGCUUGAUAGUGGAGGCUCUCAAACACCCUGAGACAAAGAAAGCAGCAUCUGACAAACUCAACGACCUGGAUAAGAACUACAUAGAACUGGAGAUCAACUGUGCGGCCAUCACCAGGAAACUGAAAGAUGCCCUUGGUGACAUGUCCGAUCUGGACGAUAAACUAAAGGAGGUCGUCAGGUGGGAAGAUGAAAGCAAGGACUACAUCCAAAAACAGGAGCCUGUUAGUGAAGAUCCUGAGAAACUCAAGGAACAGAUUGCCAAUCUCGGCGAGUUCAAAGAGGCUGUUGAUGAGAUGAGACCGGAGAUUGACUACGUACAGAACCAAGGGAAGACUUGUCUGGAUAAGUACGGAGAUAAGGACUCUAAGAUGAAGGAGUUGAAGAUGAUCCUGGCUAAUGUCAACGUCAACUGGGAGUUUAUCGAGUCAUGGUUAAAGAACCGUGAGAACGAGCUAAACGCCGCCAAGAAGAGGAACAAUGACAAAUUGUUCGCUGAUAUUGAGGCUAUGAUCAAAUGGCUGGGUGAACUGAAGGAUCUCUUGAACAACAACCAAGUCAAAUCCAUGAUCAACAUCAACCCUAUUAUUGAUAUCAUCAGGAAAGUACAAGGAGAGCUAGACGAAAAGAAACCCCACUACCUGAUGCUGUGUGAAGCCAGUGCUAAGGAAGUACCUGAGCUUGAGGAGCCCGUGUGCUUCGAACUCGAGGCUAAGACUGACAAGAUGAAGAAACUCUGGAAUGAGUUGUGCUUGGACUGCGAAGUUCAGACACGUGACAUCGAAGACUUCGUAAAUAAAUCUGCCGAAGUUGACGAAUCACUCGACAACCUUCUCAACUGGGCCAAUGUCAAGUACGGAGACCUUGUCAAACUCGAGGAUGUCAAACCCGAGGAACUCUCAAAACUCCUCAAGCCCCACGAAGACGAAGUGAACGCUAAAGCCCCGGAAGUGGUAGGUAAACUAGCUGAUGUGGAGCAGCUGCUGGGACCUGUAGCUGACCGAGACACUGAUGAUCUGGAGGUUAUGGCUCUCAUCCAAAAACACGAUGCUCUCGCUAACAAGUGGCAGGAUAUCCAGGAUGAGCUCGAGAAACUCAGGAAGAGGGACGAGCUCCCGGCCGGCUGGCCAAUGUUCGGGAUUACCGAAUUAGUUUGUCUCAUCCAGAAGGCUAACGAGUACACCGAUCAAGAGUCAUGGUUCUUGGACAUCUGUUUGAAGAUGGACAAGUGGCUCCAAAUCAAGAAACGUAUCCUACUGGCACAACCUAUUGUGGUCAUGGAGUCCUUUGCUGAUGACCUCAAAUACCAUCGUGAUCUACUAACCGAGUACGAGGCUAAACAGAUCGAGUUCAACAGAAUCUGGGAGAUCUCCGCCAACAUCAUCAAGGCGGUGGCUGAUCCCAAGAAGAAGGCUAAAUUGAACCUCAUCAGGGACAAAUUAGCUAAUCUGUGGGAGGAAGUUUACGGUCUCUGUAUGAAGAGACACUACCAGUUUAUUGAGAUCCUCAAGGAGGUCUACAGAUUGGAGUUCAAACUCGUUCUUACUGUUGAGUGGCUGGUUGAGACUCACUACAGAAUCAAACACAAGCCCAAUGGAGACUUCGUGCAGGACAUAGCGUUCUUGAAGGAGAUAGAAGCGAACCAGCAGUACGUUCACCAGACGUUUGAAGAUGGCAGAAGAGUACUGAGAUGUGUAAAGGCAGGACAGUUACCCGCCAGUGAGAUGCCCCGCAAGGACACUAUCCCCAACAUUGAGAAACAUCUGAUCGAUCUCCACAACAACUGGGAACGUCUCCUGGCGGAGAUCGUCCUGGAGAAGCAGAGGAUCGACCAGGUCAUGGCUCCUCUGGAGACUCAUGUCUACAGGAUGGACAAGCUCCUUGCCUGGCUCCUUGCUGAACAAGUCAAGGUGGAGAAAGAUGUCCAACUUGGUGGUACAAGCAAGCAGCUGCUCCGACAGCUGAACGCUGUUAAACAGCUUGAAGUGGACCUGAACAAUAAUCGGGAACGGUUGAAGAACCUGAACGAGGAGGGCUACAAGAACCUCUACAACGCCGGGGUCACUGAUGACUUCCUGAAAACUCAUGGUACUUGUCUGGCGAGGUCUUGUCCUCAGAUCGAUGAUAAUGUCACCUACAUUGCCGCUAUGAACACCACUUGGAAACACCUUGAGUGUCAUGUGAGGGAACGGAAAGUGAGGUUAGAAGAUCUAUCAGAUCGCAUGGAGAAGUUCGAUAAACUAAUCCAGGCGCAACAUCACUGGCUGAACACAUGCUCUGAUAAGAUAACGAAAACCCAGACCGACACGGGAGGAGCUCACGACAAUGAGGCAAUAAUAUCUGAACUGCAGACCCUGCACGCUCAACUCCUAGCAACCAACAAGAUAGGACUUCUGCUGAUAUACCAGCAUGGAGAGGUGGUCCUGCCUACUAUCGGCAAGAUCCUUGAUCUGCAGAUGCACUUUGAUAACACGUGCAGUGAGGCGCAUUCUAAACAUUGCCACGUCGACAAGUCCCAGCUUCAGCUCAAACUAUUUAGGGAUUCAUUAGAGGGCAUGUUGGCAUGGUUACAUAAACAAAGAAAAGCUGUGGACGAGAAAUGCCGUCUGGUUGGUUCUGAUGGUAAACUUGAUGAACUUAUCGAAUGGCAUCGGAAGACUAAACAAGAUAUCGAGACACACAGAGGGGUUCGGGAUAGUAUCCUUCUUAUAUCUGACAGGUUUAUCAAGGAAUUAGGACAUACCGAGAUAAACCAACUUAAGACUAGCGUAUCUGAACUGAAGGAUGGUUUCAGCAAUUUAGAGAUAUCCUUUAAAAAGGCCCAGUAUAAGCUAGAAGAAGAGAACUGUAAUUUGAAGAAUAUAUCAGAAGCUUUAUCUACUCUCAACAAAUGGAUUCAUACACAGCAGAGAUUCGUGAAAACGCAGUCCACAAUAAUUCCGGAGGGCAAGAUUGAAUUGACACAGUUUAAAGUAGAGAUUAAAGCUGGUCUGGUACAGUUAGAGGAACGGGAGAUUCAUGUUACUGUGACCUUGAACUCAGCUCAAAAACAAAUUCUUAGGAUUGAAGAGGAGAAGCAUUCAGAGGCUAUUCAGAAAAUGGCGGAUCAAGUGAAAAUAAACUGGGAAAAGCUUAGAAGGAACUUCGAGAAACUUGGAGCCACCGUGGAUGCAGCACUCAACCAACUUGCGCUGAACGAUAUAAAGCUUCAAGAGGUGUACCAGUGGGCAGUGAACUUCUACAAGAUGGUUAGCCUCAGUAUAGAGGAGAGCAUCACCCUGGUCUACGAGGAACAGCUCUAUCUCCUCAAGUCGUACGAGUACCAAAUCAGUGAGAAGGUAAAGAUACUUGUAACCCUGAGGAUAGAUGUGGCUAUGGAGGAUGUCAAAUAUUCUGCUCUAUUUAUCAAGAUUGAAGCUGUAAUUUCAAAGAUGACUAAGAAGAUUGAGGAGAGAAAAGAGGAACUACAAAUCACGAUAAGUCAGCUAGCAGAGUUUGAGGUAGCAGUUGACAAGGCACUGUCGUGGCUCACUGACCAGGAGGUCAUAUUGAAGCAGAUCGUGGUUAUUCAGGAUGAAGAGAGUGUUGAUCUACUUAUCACCCAGAAAGAGGAAGUAUACGAGCUUAUCGAACAUGUGAAGGACAACAUGGAAUCUAUUGAAAGUGUACUAGAGACUGGAGAGGAUAUAGGACUGAAGGAGAUGAACAGAUUCUCCUUGUACACAAAGCUAGUAAACCUCAAAACGCGGUGGACGCAGCUUGAUCUCGACUGUCAUCAGAAGAUUAUACAGAUCGAGCUGAAUAUUAUCUCUAUUAAAGAGUACAAGUUACUUCAAUGGCUUGUUAAGCAAGAAGAGAGAUUGACUGUCAACAUAGAAAUCCUAAUUCGAGCGGAACUAGAAGAGAUCCUGGCCAUGUACAAAGAGUACAAGGUAAACUACGAGGAGGUUAGAGUCCUGUAUCUGGAACUGAAGGACAAGGUGGACCUAGUUGAGAGAGAGGAGCUCGAGCGGGAUAUCCGGAUUAUUGAAACUCACUGGGUUAACGUUUACGAGCUCCUCAUGUCUGCUUUUGCUGUUGUAAGUUGGCAGGUGUCUGCAAGAGAAGAGGCAGAUAGUGAGUCCGAGGAGGAGGACACAGAGGAGGACAGUUCUAAUGCUGGACGUAAAAGGGGCUUUGCCUUCAAUGUUGAAUUCGGGGAAGAUGGGGAAAAGCCGAUGGAGGCAAUGGUUCCAGAGAAAGACGAGCCAGACAUAAUCAUGGCACCUGAAAUAAUGGUAAACGUGGAGAACAAGCCGACCCUGGAAUCUGCAGCGCCUGCUCCGCAAGCAAUCGGCGGAGGUUGGGGUGGAGUUGACAUUCCUGACAUAAAUAUCAAUGUUGAAGGAGGAAAUGUAGCUAUGACGAACUCUGCGGCCCCUGGAGCUGAGCGAAUAUCGGCAUCCUCAGAACAAAAGAAGGAAGAAAGUAAAAGCAUCAACAACCGUUUCAAUGCUGGGGGCUACAACGGGUUCGGGGGUGGUGGGGUGCCUUUUCAGCUACCCAUGUUGCCUCAGCUUCAGUACAAUCAGAACGUGGGUAAUCACACCUGUUGUGGGGGUAACAACUCAAAUGUUACAGAGAUCGACAGCUCUAAGUUCCUCUUAGCUAUUGUUGAUUUGAGAUCGUGGAUCACUAGUCAUCUGCAAGAGUUGAUGAACUACGAUAACCCCGACAUAGACGCCCAGUUACAAUGGCUAACUGAUCUUAACCAGGUAUUGAUGAACCAAGAGUUGACUGUACAGGAUACCCAUAACACGAUUAAGAUGAUGUUACCAAAACUAUCCUUGACUGCAAAAGAUCAGCUAGUCUCUCAAAUCGAGGGAAUGUUGCAUGAUUUCAGUGAAUUGAAGAGCCUGGUAAAUUCGAGACUGCUGGCAGUCCGAAAAACAAAGGGUGAAUGUAAUGACUUCGAAGACACCAUGGCUGAGUUCGAAGAGGAGCUGAUAGAUGCUGAGGAAAUAUUUGACAAGAUCAAAGGCAGGAUCCACAAUCUUGAUGAAAUCAUCGUCAACAUCGAAAGUCUGGCUGAGCUGGAAGGUAAGCUGGAACUGUGGAGGAACCUGUUUGAUAAGGGGGUAGAAGGUGCGGGGUGUCCUCCUUCUCUCCAACACAAUACCCAGAUCAUUGCAGCUCAGUGGAGUGAUUUGUUCGAGGGAGUUGCUGAUUGUAAGAUCAUGCUCAAGUCUGCCCACCAACGUGUUGCUCAGAUCGAACUAGAUUUGAAAGAAGUUCACGAGUGGCUGCAAAUAAAAGAGUCCUCCAUGAGCAGAUCCAAAUUGUACACAACUAUACACGAGAUGGAGAUAUCGUUCUCAACCGUGUCCCAGAUAGGAAUGGAUGCUCAGAAUAAAAGACUCUUCUUCGACCCACUCAAGUUUUCUGCGGUUGAGAUGUUUACCGGAGUGUGUAUGACGAAUGUCAGAGAAUUUUACUCCAGUCUGAGUACCAGAGUGGUUACAUUGUGGCAAAACGCUGAGGAUCUCUCCCUUACUUUUAGACAGAAUAUUAACCUUGUACAUGACAUUAUCGGGAGCUGCGAGAGUUUUAUCACUUGGGUGAAGAUGGUCUCCGCCGAAGUAGAUAGUAUUGAGAAACCAGAGAACAGAGAAGACUCGGUCAAGUCCCUCUCGAAGUUGGACGACUACAUUGAUCUAGUUCCAGAGAGAGAGAGGGAGUUUGAUACGCUCGUUGAAAGGGUCAAGGACCUAGAUAAUCUGGCUAGCAGCCUCAUCAUCGGACAUAUCAAUCAGUCCUCUCAGGAGUUCAACUUGCUGAAGAUGUUGCUAAAGAAGAAACACUCCAUAGUUUCCGGCCUGGUGACCCACUAUUCCGCCGAAGAAGGCCUUUUAAAGAAGAUCCAGGACGCUCUUCAAGAAGCAGAGAAAGUUCUCAACUCUCCCAUGCUUAUCCCUUGCAAUAUUGAGGGUCUUGGUGCGAUAAAUGAACAGUACAGUGACAUCAGCAAGCAGUUAGAACGUACUAAAGAGAUGAUAGAGAACAUAGCUCAGCACAGUCCCGAGUUAGCCGCCCAGCUAAGGGAGCGAUGUGGUCAUGCUUCCAACGAGCAGCACAACAUUUCCCUGAAAGUUGGAGAAGCUUUGGGAUCCCUUAAAUCUCUCCACCAACAACUCGAGGAGAUGAUCGAAUGGGAAGAUCACAUGAUUAAAAAGAUUGGGGAACUGAAUAUUCCUACUGGGAGCAAAGAUGAAGUUCUGGAUCUGGAAGAAAAGAUCAAGGAAAUCGGCACGAAGAUCGAACGCCAGGAAAUGACUUACAACCGACUGGAGGACAAGACCAACAAUGUCAUGAUCCAGUUCGAGUUGGGGACCGGAGAGGAGAUCGAGGAGAAGCUAGUUCAGAUGCAGAACCUUUGGAGGGAAAUCACCGGGGUAACUGCUGAACACAAGAGUCGAGUCGAGAAGGCAAUGUUCCAUUUUGAUACAUUUGACUCUACAAUAAUGAACCACGAGGCCUUCCUGCAGUCGCAACAGAGUCACUUCAAUUUCAUCAAACAGAACCCAGAGAAUGAGACUGCAAAAGAACGGAAUGAGAAGUUACGCGAGGAGCUGAACAACUCCUCCCUGUUGGAUGACAUGACAUACGCUCUCACCCAAAUGAAAGAGAUGUUUCCUGAUGUCAGUGUAGCGGACGAGUUCGCAAAGCUACAGACAGUUAAAAGCCACCAAGAGGCGUUUGUGAGUAAAGUAGAGGACCACAGCAAGCAUAUAGAGGACCGUAUAACAGCGUCAGUGUACGAGAAUAUCCCAGUUCAGGCCCUGAUGGACUGGGUUAAGGAGACGAAGGAGAAGGAAGUACAUGAUCUGGAGGACAACAUGCCCGGGUCACUGGAGGAGUGUGAGAUGGAGCUGGAUAAUCACGAGAAAAUUCUGCAAGAGUUGGCAGCUAAGCAGAAAGAAAUCAUCAAAGCACAAAGCGAGGCGGAAAAGUUGUUCCAAGAAAAAGGGUUUGAUCCAGGUGUCCAAAAGCUGGCAGAGGAGAUGAAGCUGCUUCAGGAACAGUGGGACGAUGCUACACAGCUGAUAACGCAGAGACAGAAGCUUCUAGAAGAGAGACUGGUGACUUUAGGAGCUCUGUCAGACGAUAUAGAGGAUCAGUUCUCCUGGUUAACCCAGACGAGACGGUUGAUAGAGGAGGCUGAGGAACCCUCCACUGAGCUCCAUUGUCUUAUUGAGGAUAUCACUUCUAUCAAGAACAUUCGAAGUGACGUUGGGGACCACGGUCAGGACGUAACUGACGUGUGCUCCAAGGGUCACGAGGUCCUCUCUACCAGUAAGAACACAGACAAGGUCUCUGCAAGACUCAGGGAUCUUACUGAUGCGUGGCAGGAGUUAAAUGAUGUUGCCAGGGACAGACACAUCCUGCUUCAGAACGCGCUUCAGAUGCUUCAAAAAGCUGGAGAGUCGGAGACUGAUUCGCUGUAUAACUGGGUAAAGGAGGUAUCAGAUAACCUGGGUCCCUCUGCCCUCCCUCCCAACUUCACCUCGGAAGAUUUACAAGAGAUGGCUGUUCAUGUUCAGGGAAUCAGAGCGAGCACAGAUCAGAAACUGGAGGAGCUAAAUGCACAUAUAAACAUGAUGAAGGGUAAAGGGCCUCUCAAGGGUAAGACAAAACGUCUGGAACAAUCCUUGACGCACACUUUGAAGAAGCUAGCCGACCAGGAAGCGUAUCUGCGAGACCACCAGGAGAUACAGGUGCAGCUGGAUAACCUGAAGGAACUGCAGUCUUGGCUGGACCAGAGUCAGGCUAUUGUUGAGGAGCUCAGCUCACUAGACUCCAUGGAGCCUGAUCAGGUGAGGACAGCAGUGGAGUGUUACGAGCAGCUGAAAUCAGACCUAGACAUACACAUAAAGGACAUGGACUCUCUGUCCGGUAUACCCCCGGAGUGUAUACCCUGCAACUACCGGAGUGCUCUGAAGGAGGUGCUGGAGCAGUGGGAGGAGCUCGUCCAGGAUGUCAACGACAAACAGGUUGAUAUGGGUGAACUGAGUGGAGCUCUCUACUCGUUUGACGACAGUCUACCUUAUCUUAUAUCAGUAAAGGACGACCUUACGGUGAAAGUAUCAACCAUCUCAUCUGAAAACUUCAACAUUGACGAGAUAUCGAUGAAGCUGCAGCAACACAAACUGAUAUCUCGAGAGAUAACCAAACUGGUGAACUCUGAACCCUCUAGGAAUCUAGAGAGAAUACUUAACAGUGUCAACAAAAUUCUGGGGUGCGACAACGUGUUCUCACAAGAGAUAGCCACGUUCCGUGCACAAUGGGAGAUGUUUGUUGACACAGUUAAUGAUCAGAGGAACUCUCUCACAGAGGAGAAGUUGGAGUGGAAACAGUUCAACGAUAGCUGCUCUUCUAAGAUGACCUGGAUUAAGGAAAGACAACUAGAAGUGGAUGAUAUAAUCCGAGAGUGCGAGGGUGGUGGUAACGAGAACCUUCAUCAGAAUAUGGAGACCCUUAGAGUUUUAUCUAAAUCUUUUGGCCUCUACGAGGAACAGAUUCAACAGGUAUCUGAAAAUUCACACAAGUUUACCAAGAGCAUGGAGUCACAGUUGGAGAACCUAAAGAAAGCCUGGUUACAACUGGGAGACAAGAUGGAACAGGCUAACAACCUUCUGGAUUGUUCUUACAAUUCUGAUAACUUCUCACAGUCCCUCCAGUCCCUCUUCCAGUGGCUCGGUGAUACGGAGCAAUUACCGGUACUUUCUUCCAUCAUACCGAAGGACCUGGAACUGUUAGACAAGGACACAGAGUCCCUGAAACAGCUGUUUACUGAGCUAGAGAAACACGCUGAGAAAGUGGAGGAGCUAGUUGAGAUGGAUACCGGGACUAGUGAAAAGUUUCUUGUGGACCAGGUGGAGUUGUUGGAGCAGAGGUGGAAUAAUAUAUGUGAUAUAGCGGCCGCCAGAGAAGAGGAGAUGAAAGCUAUCAGGACCCAACUGGAGGGUUAUGAGGCGGAGUUCGGCCGGGUUCAGACCUGGCUUGAUACCCAGGAGAACAAACUCACCUCCAUGCGGGGGCAGGUUAGCAGCGAAUCUAUGUUGGAACAGCAUCUUGGUGACCUGGAUGAGUUUUUGAAGCUAGAGACCUUCGCUCAGGCUGAGUUGAUGGGUCUCCGAGAGGCUGCUAAACGGUUACACGGAGACAGUCUACCCCACAAAGUGAGCAGUGCACUGAACAAGAACUCACAGCGAUGGAACACCUUGUGCCAACAAGCCAAGUCUACUAAAGUUAACCUCCAACAACGAUUGAGACUGGUCUUAAGACACAGGUCUGAUUUGGACGAUGUAAUAAAAUCUCUGAACGAGCAGCUAGCUGACGUAGAGAUACAUCUCAGCUACACUGAGCAACUCACUGACACCAAAGAGGUAUUGAUCGAGAAGGAGAAAUUCAUCGAGAAGACGAUAGCAAUCCUAGUAAAUGUUGAAGAAGAUUAUGACUCUUUACAGAAACUGAUGCUGAGUUGUCCGAUAGAGCUCCAGGAGACCUACACCUCGCAUGUUAACAGUAUCGAAGAUGUGUACAGUAAGAUUGUCAUGAGGCACAAGGUCGCCGUACAGUCCGUCAGUGAUCAGGUGAAUAUAGUGAACAAGUACGGACAACAUCUGGACGACACAACCGGACGGAUAGUGUCUCUGUUAAUCGAACUCCAGGAUAAGAUACCCUUCUCUUCUCAUCUCGAGGACAUCACCUACAAUAUCGAGUUCUUUAAAUCUGCCGUGAACAAGUACAAAACACUGAACGCUGAGGUAAGAUCGAUCCAAUCGGACAGCAUUGUCGUUCCCUUCUUCAAGACAGAUCUCAAGAACGUUAAAGACAGACUCGACUGUCUCGACAAAUUUUCCAAACAGAUGAUGGAGGUCCUUCUGAAGGGUUCUGAUAUAUCUACCGAGUUUAGAGACGGAAUUGUCAAAACUAGCUCAUUUCUCGAUGAGAUUUCAAAGGAAGUGGAGACUUCCAUUACUCCUUUCAUGACUUCAGACACUCCACAAGACCUUCAAUCAGCCCUUAACACUAUCGUUGAGAUCAAACAUUGCAUGAAAACGAGAGGUAAUCUCAUUGAAGAUAUCGAGAACACCUUAAAGAAGUUUGACGAGUACUACAAUGUAGAUCCGCUAAAAAUAGAGUACGAAGAGGUGUGCGGCACCUGGUUUGAAAUGCUCAAUGAACUUGUCGAAAUGGAAACAAGACUAUCAACAAGUUUGUCCAGUAAGACCUUCUUCCAGAACCAGCUAUCUGGACUGAAAACAACUUUCCAGCAACACCGAGAUACUCUAAAGACCCUAGAGGAUGUGACCACAGAAGUCAAACUCAGAUCCGCUAUAGAGACCCUAGAAACACUCCUCAGCACAGAGGAGACUCUGUCACAGGAGAUAAAUGCAGUUGUCCUUGAGGGAAAGAACAUCAUCCGCUCUAUCGACAACAUGGACGAUAUGAAGAGGAUCCAACUAGAGAUCCAGUCACUCCAAUCCGCGUACAGAGUAAUCCAGAACAGUAUCUCGAUGAAACACAAGAAAUACACGGCUAUCCUCGGACAACUGGACGAGUACAAGUCACUGAUCCAGAGUCACGAGCUCUUCAUUGACUCUACUCGGGACAUGAUGGAGAACCUGUCUAACGUGCUGGAUAACUCCGUGAUGGAGCACAAUAAAGCACAGUUAUCUUCCCUGGAGAACUCUAUCCUGGAUAAGAGACUGGAGCAUGAUAGGAUUGUCAACUUAGCGGAGACUGUUUUACGGUGUCUGGCUAAUGAGUCUUAUCUGAAGGAAACCACGACUAAUCUGAAGAUAAGUUGGAAUAGGAUGAACUGUGCCAUGACCGAGGCAGCUACUUCUAUUGAGAAUAACUCUAAAACUUUGAAGAAUUUGUACAAUGGAAUUGCGAUGCUCAUGAAGGAGACGUUAGAAAAAAGCAAGAUGAUUGUUGCUACGACUGAAGUUUCAAGUGAUAUUGCUAUGCUUCGCCAACAACACAGACAAAUGAAGAUGACGUUGAAAGAGCUGGAUGUGUUCGUUUCAACUGUUGAAAGAAUAAGACUGGCUGUUGAGAGCUCUCUAGAGCGAUGUAGUGACCCCGUCAGGAAGGACUUGACUGAUCGUCUCACUGCUUUUAGUGAUCUCUGGAGUACAACCAAAACUCGAACUGAAGCCGGAUUCCGGGAGAUAGAUGACCGACUAGGAGGAGUGCGGAGGUACCAGGAGCAGUUGUCAGAGGAGCAUGCCUGGUACGCGGCUGCGGAGGAGCGGUACACUGCCAUCAAACAUUCCGCAGCUGACAUGGACCUGGGUCACGUGACCAGUCUGACUAGUGAGGUUAACUUGCACACUGCUACUGUGAUGGACCUCAGGGAGAACAUUGUUAAGCUCAACUUCGAUCAGACUGUGAUAGAAGAGUGCACCUCUCUCAUCUCCAACUAUGACGAGCUGAAAGGGAGACUGGAGCAUCUUGUUUCAGUGUUUGAAGCUGAGAACUCUAAGACUUACAAACUCAUCUCUCACAUCGACCUAGUUCAACAUCAGGUGUACGAGAGAGGAAGGAACCUGGCCUCCCACCAAGCUGUCUCCUCCCACCACGAGACAGUAAAAUAUCAGGCUGAACAGCUGGAAGGGUUCAUGGGUACCCUGGAUCACGUUGAGAAUGACGUGGUUGAUCUCACGAGAUCUAACAAAAACUCAAGUCUUCCACAAGAGGUGCAAAUAAAGAUCCGGCAUCUGUCCGAGUCUUGGAACGAGCUGGCUGAGCAUGUUUCAGCGAGAGAACAGAGGAUAAAACAGAUGCUGCAACUUUUACAGCAGUUUGAUGACUCCUACAAUGACCUGUCCUCUUGGCUUCACGACAAGAGUAACGUGCUGGUAAACUCGCUGCCGUAUGACAUAGAGGGUGUUCAUUCUCACCAUGAACUGCUGGUCAGCGUCAAGUUCACUCUUAGUACCAAGUUCCACGUUAUACAAAUUGUAAAAGAAGUAGGUGAUACACUGGUGACCUUGUCUUCAGCUGCUGAUGUUGAGCAUAUCCAGAACAAGCUUCACAAGAUAAAACAGAAUUAUGGGAAGUUGGAACAUGACAUUGACAUAGCGAUCGAGCAAGCGAACGAAGCGGCUAUUGGUCUUCAGAACUUCAAACACAGAGUUGAUAGUAUCUCGGAGAUGCUGGGAAGAUAUGAGAAAGUAGUGGAGGAUCUGCCUAACUUCGGGGGUGGAGUGGAAGAACUGACAAGUUUUAUCGAGUCCCACCUUUCGGAGCUGGAUGGUAGCUACGAGGAAGUGGAGAAGCUGCAGUCCCUGGUGAGACGUCUGGAGGAUAAUAUCUGGUCCGGGGAGAACUCUUAUCUCAAGAACCUUCUACUCGACAUUAAUACCAGGUACAAACGAGUGCGCAGCAAGUUAAAGGGGUCACAUGAUCACAUCCAACAAAGCUCAGUGCUAGCUGACCAGUUCCUGGGGACUAUACAGAACGUGAUGUCCUGGGUCACUGACAUGGCCACUAAGAUAGAAGUGGAACUUCCUCCUGAUCAGGAACAACUAGUAGAUCUGGCCAGUAUUUUCCACCCUCUGAACAGGGAAGUUGUAGCCAAGGAGACCAGCAUCGACCUCCUCAUUGAGAAGGGAGCCAUGUUACUCACUGAAGGAGAUGUAGACACCAGCCACUACGUGAUAAAGAACAUUAGCAGGUUAGAGAUAGUAUGA
This is a messenger RNA of Bolinopsis microptera, 32838 nucleotides long. RefSeq lists its product as uncharacterized. Gene Ontology annotation, cellular component: cortical actin cytoskeleton; actin filament bundle; cell projection. The record is from RefSeq and is a predicted model, not a curated record. Gene Ontology annotation, biological process: actin filament bundle assembly; actin cytoskeleton organization. The coding region runs from base 1 to 32838 and encodes 10945 amino acids. NCBI's taxonomy places the organism in Eukaryota, Metazoa, Ctenophora, Tentaculata, Lobata, Bolinopsidae. The transcript has 100 exons. Gene Ontology annotation, molecular function: actin lateral binding.